UUUCACAGGUAGGAAGUGGCAGAGCUAGGAUUUGAAUAAGGUAGUUUGAUGCUAGAAUCCAUGUCCUCAACCACAAUGCCUGAAGAUAAUUCUGACCUUGUUAAUCAAGACAAAAGGGGAUCACUAAGCUUUCACUGAAUAAAGUAUGAGUUGUCUGGUGGGCGCAAUUUUUGGGCUCUAAAUUCACAGAGACUGCUGUUAGGUAUGUGGGGGAUGGGAGUUCUUUGUUCUGUGAUGCAGUGAUGACCUCAGGGUAAACUGCCACUAGGCUGAGGAAAAUGGAAUGGCUGCCAGAGGGCCUGCUUGGGGCUGAGGGGGACAUGGGGCUUCUCUGGGGCCAGUUGACCCAUGCCCUGGCCUGCAGACACUGUGGCAGCAGCUGCCUUCUGAGUCCAGGGAACCUGGUAACACUAUUCUUGUUCGUGGUUUGGCAGAUCCAGAGGUGGUGGCAGCUUGGGAGAUGGCGACAGCUUCAGCCCUGGUACUCUGGGGACAAGAUGCAAGGCAAGGGCCUACCACUUCUGUACCGCGUGGCUUUCCUUGAUCACCUGUGGAAGCAGAAGUCAGGGGAGGAAGAAGAAGAGGAGGUAUCUCUGGAUCCACUGAAGCCAUGUUCUCUUCCCAAAGAAGCUCCUAUUGGAGAACAAGCCACCACAGCCCCAUCCCAGCCAUCCUGUGAUUCUGAGGGCCUCCACAAGUCCAUAGGGACACUAGAGCAAGUACUCACGCAGACCCCAAACCCUUCCAGAUCCUUCCCCACCUUUCAGAUCUUGACCAACCUGCCUGUGAGGCACAAGACAGCAUCAGGGAGCCACCUACAGCAGAGAGAAAGCCAGCUCUUCUGGGGUCUCCCCUCUCUGCACAGUGAGUCCUUGGAGGCCAUCUUCCUGAGCUCAGGUGGCCUCUCUCCCCUGAAGUUGUCUGUCAGUCCUUCUGUCUUCUUUAACAAGUUUGCCUUCCUGCCUAGAACCCCAGUAUUGCUGCUUCCCCAGUAUUGCUCCCCAACCCCACUUCCUACACAUGAAGUCCAUACUACAGAAGAUCUGGAAGGAACGGCCUCUGACCCUCAGCAACUUCCCUCCCCAUCUUCCCCUCCUGUCCCAUCACUUCCCCUCCAACUUAAAUUCUUUCCCAUGGACCAUAAGAGAGUCCUAUAUGGCACUGGGGCAAACACACACCUAACCCCAACUUCUCUGCCAGAAUGCCAAGGAGCCAGCCCUAUAGGAGGCCUCUCUGGACCUGAAGCCCUCUGGGAAACCACAAGGCGAAGAGAGAAUCCUCAGAUCUCUGAGCCUCCGACCUCAGUCCCUUGCCAAUCUGUAGCCCCCAUGACAGAGCCCCAAGGAACCAGCACCCUGGAAGUUCCACCUGUAUAUGAGACUCAGUGGGGAACCACAGGACAUAAAGAGAGUACUCAAGCCUUUCAGCCCCCAACGCCAGCCCCCUGCCCUCCCCCACAUCCCCUGCCAGAACUCCAGGGAGGCAGUCCCCUGGGAGAUCCAUCUGGAUAUGAGCCCCAGUGGAGAUGCAGAGAAAAUUCAACAAACCUUUGGGUCUUUGAGCCCUCAGCCUUGGACGUCGACCCAGGACUCCAUGGAACCAUGCCUGCAUGUGUCCCAUCAGGAUCUGAGACUCCGUGGAAGGGCACGCAGAGUAGAGAAAAUCUUUGGGUCUCUGCAGACCCAGUUUCAUCUCCCAGCCUUCCCUCAGCCUCUCUGCUGGAGUCCCUAGGAACGGGUGCCCAGGCAGUCUUGUCUGAGUCCAAAGCUUUGUGGGAGGCCAUGAGGCAGACAGACAACCUCUGGACCUCAGAAUCUCCAGGCCCUGGCCACAGCCCAUCUCUAGUUCCUAUUCUAGAACCCCACAGAAUCAAUCCUGUGGGAGGGCUCACUGGGUCAGAAACUGCAUGGAAGGACACUGAUCAUUCCCGGAAUUCCUGGGCUUUUGAAUCGCUAUCUCUGGCCUUCAGCCCGCCCGCAGUUCUUUUACUGGAUUCCCUCAGAGUUAGCCCUACGGGGGUCCUGUUUGAUUCUGAAGCUACAUGUGGGGACAUAGAAAGGAGAAAGAACUCCUGGGCCUCUGAGCUCCUGGCUUGCAGCUUACCCCAAGACCCAUGUAGAGCCAACCCCUUGGGAGUCAAAUCUGACUCUGAGCCUACUGCGGGGGACAUGGAGCAGAAAGAAACCUGUUGUGUUCCUGUGUCCCCAUUGUGGGGUCCCAGCCCAUGCCCAAACUCUAUGUCAAAGUCUCACACAAGUGAGCCUAUUGGAGACCAAUGCAACUGUAAACCUGAGGGGGAAACAGUGGAGCAGAGAGGGAACUGCUGCACCACUGAACUCCCAGCCCCAACCCCCAGGUCACUCUCUGCUCCUCUACCAGAUCCACACAUUGACCUUGAGUUUGUGUGGAGGAAUGUGCAACAAAGAGGGAUCCCCCAGGACCCCAGCCUUCCAGCAGUGGAUCCCCUACAGCCAAUACCCUGGCCUCCCACCCAAGCUGAAGCUCUGAAGAUUGAGUGCAACCAGCCUGGCCUACCCAAGGGAGAGCUGUUCCCAGGGGCUAAGGCAGAGACUCCAUCCUCCCAGGGUGAGGCUGUCCCAAAGAUGCCCACCCACUCUGGGGUCCAGGCCUGGCACUGGAGUAAAGAGCUGGAACUCAGGCUGAAGAAACUAGAGCAGAGCCCUGCUUCCAGAUCUCUUGGCCCAAGUCAAUCAUUUGGCAGCUCCCCUGCCCUGAGCUCCACAACUCAAGCCACCCGGAGACUCUCUUCUUGCCCACCACAGCAGAUUCAUCCCCUCAGUCUGUGCCCCAACUCUUCAAGCUGUCAUCCCCCUAAACCUCAGAGCACAGUAACUCAGCCUGUCCAGGUCCCCCACUGUUAUCACUCCCACUCCUCUAUCCAACCUCAGCUAUGGAAGUCUGGCAGGGCAGAACAAGAGCCUCAGAAAGAGCAAAGAAUGAAUGUGAAGAUGUCAUCCCAGGGGUCAUGUGUUCACUGCCCGGGCCUGGAAGAACCCUCAUACCCUGAGGUUCCAGCCUCAGGCAAGAGACAGGACAAGGCUUCAGCCCUGUCUUCAGCCAAAAAGAGAGAGCGCCCCAGGAAACCUAAAGGAGACCACGGAGAAGGGGAUGCAAAAUUGGGCUCAACCACAGUUACAGGGAAAAGCCACCUAGCCCAGGCCAGACUAGCAGAGGUCCCUGUAAGCAGACUUUUGCAAAGAUCUCAGCACAGGGACCAGAGCUCUCGACACACUGCUCCCUCCCUGCAGCCUCACUCCAAGGCUUCAGGUUCCCAAGGUCAGAGAGGGGCAAGGCUGGGAGCUGGUGACAUCCUGGCCCCUCGUCACUGUAAGCACUGCCCUUGGGCCCAGAAGCAUCUUUCCUCCCCCACACCUCAGGCUCCCCUUACCAGGGGUCUCCAAAGGAUGUUAGCCAAAUUUCUGGGUACCCAUGGACCCCUGCCCACCAAAUCCAGUCAGCAGAGAAAAGGCUGGUAGUACUGGCACCCAAUAUAAGUACCCCAAGACCUGAAGCCAAACCAGUUGGGGGGUGGAGACACAAAGGAAAUCCUAAUAAACUAGCUGAACUAGACAAACCCCACUCAUGUCUUUUCUGGAGUCUGGGGUACUGGAAAUGACGGUUCCCUAUUCUGCUGCAGCUGUAUCUCCUCAGGAUCAGGUCCCAGAAGUAGAGAGCUCAGGAUUCUAUAGGCUUAACUUUCUUUUCAAGCUGUUCACAGAUGAUCAACCUGGAGUCUACAACCUGGAGUCCUCACUCUACAGGGUGAAGCUGUUAAGGCCAGGGGAGCACAGACCAAUGCUGCCCUUGAGAAAAACUUCACAGCAAGUCAACAGAAGAAAAAUAUAUCCAUUCACACGAGCACAAUUGGUCUGGGUCUAGGCAGCUGCUCUUGGUCCUGGGUAUGGUCCCCUUCUUCACAUACUUGAUACACAAGUUCCCCACAUAUAUUUCUAGCCAAUUCUUGUCAGCCCUCUGCUCUUUUCUCUCUCUAGUUUAGCUCAUGCACCUCCAAGGCCACAAAAACAAGUCCCUUUUCAUAUGUUUAGCGAUCGCUGAAUUUCUUCUAUAAUUGCCUGUUCAUAUCGUAUACCCAUUUUUCUACUGCAUUGUUUGCUGGGUAUUUUAUUACUUUUCUACUGCUGCCAUAACAAAUUAUCACAAAACAACAUAAAUUAAUUUUAUUAGAAGUCUCACAGGGCUAAAAUCAAGAGGUUGGCAGGGCCGCAUUCCUUUCUAUAGGCACUGGGUAGGAUUCGUUCCUGGUCUUUCCCAGCUUCUAGAAGCUGCCCACAUUCCUUGGCU
Aethalodelphis obliquidens (Pacific white-sided dolphin) is the source of this 4323-nucleotide messenger RNA. It is a transcript of the gene SPATA31G1, whose product is annotated as SPATA31 subfamily G member 1. The record is from RefSeq and is a predicted model, not a curated record. NCBI's taxonomy places the organism in Eukaryota, Metazoa, Chordata, Mammalia, Artiodactyla, Delphinidae. The transcript is spliced from 3 exons. Bases 279 to 3497 code for a protein of 1072 amino acids.